AUGGGAAAUUGUUAAAGUCAAUGUUAUCAAAAGAGUGCUAGUUAAGUUAACAGCGUUGAUUGUACUAAAUUAAUUAUUCAUGUAAAAACAUGGCAAAAAGAAGCAUUCUCAUUAUUUGAUUAUGAGAAUGCUGCUAAUGUUUAAGAACAAACUUUUUAGGUAAUUAAAUACAAUUAAAAUGGCAGAUUAAUUCUGAAGGAUAUUUAGUAGGUCGAAACUAGGUUGAAUGGACUGAAAAUGAAUCUAUUAUCAAAGAUUAACUUUGCAAGAUAAAGAAAAAAAAUGAAAAUUACUAUUUAGUAAAUUCCUUUGUUAUGAAUGAGGAUUAAAAAUCAGUAAUUUAAGAAAAUGAAGAAUGUCAUACUAUUGGAAAUAAGUAAUAACUAUAUAUUUAUUUUUUAGAACUGUGUCUGGAAAAAUAGGUAACAAAAUUUGGAAGGUUAUUCAUGAAAAUGGAAUUCCCUUAAAGGAAGGAGAUGUAAUCAAAUUGGGAAGAGUCAAAUUCACUAUACGAUCUAUUGUUUUAGAUGUUCAACAUGUUCAAUCCAUUUUAGAGUUUGAAUCACAAUAAUCAAAUGUCUCUGAUUAAUAAAUGUGUAGGAUCUGUUGUUCCUCUUAGUAAACUGCUAAGAAUCCUCUAUUGAAUCCUUGUAAAUGUAGUGGGUCUAUUAAAUAUAUACAUUUGGAAUGUUUAAAGACUUGGCUCAGAAUGAAAUUAGAAAAUAGAUAAAGUGAAAAUUGUACUGUUUAUUUGUGGAAGAACUUGGAAUGUGAAUUAUGCAAAUUCAAUUUUCCACCUAAAUUCAAAAGUGAUGAUGCCUAUUAUGAUCUAAUUGAAUUGAGUAAACCAAAUGAUUAUCCUUAUUUAAUGAUGGAAUUUACCAAUAAAUAAGUAUUAUUUAGACUCAAUUAUGAAGGGUUAAUAAAUUGAAUGGAAUAAUAGUUCGGGUGUUUAUAUUGUUAAAUUCUCGAACUCCAGAGACCUUCGACUUGGAAGAUCUAAUGAUACUGAUGUUAGGGUUAAUGAUAUAUCAGUAAGUAGGAAUCAUGCUCGACUUUUUGUUUCGGAUAAUUAAGUGUAUCUUUUCGAUAAUCAUUCUAAAUUUGGCACAUUAUAGUAGAUAAGAGAAGAAAAAUUAUAAAUUUAAAGAGGAAUGGAAGUAUAAAUUGGAAGAAGCCUAAUUUCAUUUUAAUGA
Paramecium pentaurelia is the source of this 1196-nucleotide messenger RNA. The record is from the annotation of a GenBank genome assembly. NCBI's taxonomy places the organism in Eukaryota, Ciliophora, Oligohymenophorea, Peniculida, Parameciidae.